CGCCUGAGCACACACCCCCCCCUCUCCACCACAGAGCGCGCCCUCCUACCGUCCAGCGCGGCCGUCCGGCCUCAGCCCCGCCCCCGUGCGCGCGCUCGGGAACGCCCCGCCCGCGCGGCGGUUGCCAGGGGAGCGGGGGGGGCGGGGGGCGCGUUGCCAUGGCGACGGUCAGCGGCUGCCGAGCGGAGCGGGAUGGUGAGCGCGGCCCGUGCCGGUGCGCCGGGCCCGGUCCCCCCUCUCCGGGUCCGUCCCCCCCGCCGCAGCCCGUUCACGGCCCCUGUCCCCCCGCAGCCCGCCAGCGUCCCCGCACCCCCCGGUCCUGCCCCCAGCCAGCCCCGCAGCCGAUACAGGAGGAGGGCCAGGAGCACCGCGGUGGAUGAGCUGCUGUUCGGGGAGAGCCGGAACCUGCAGCAGUCAUGCUCCGGCAGCCCUGUCGUGAUCCUUCAGGAUGUGCAGACUGCCCCAAAAGCGUCACCCACUGGCAGGCACAAGCCCAAGACCACCCGUCUCAUCACCAAGGAUUUCAUCCGUGACCUCGUCAUCCCUGCAGAGAACCCAGCAGCAUCCCUCAUUAUCGGUCAGGAGGAUUUCCAGCGCAUUAAAGAAGCAGCUAGAGUCCUGACCAAGGAGGAGCGUGAGGCCAAGCUGACAGCCCUCAAAGUGGAGAAGGAAGCCAUUCUCGAGGCAGUGAGUGAGCGCAAGAGUGCAGCAAAGCAAAAGGCCAUCCUGCAGCAGCAGACGGGGAAGCUGAGCGAGCUGGAGGAGGAGGCGCAGGAGCGGGCCCAGUACCUCCUGCAGCGGGCAAGCAGGAUGCGCAUGGAGCAGGAAGACGAGAUCAAGGAGUUCAGCGAGUUGAUCCUUGGUGCCAAAUGCCACGUGAUCCGUGACAUGCAGAUCCUCGAGAAGCAGCUCAUCGCAAAAGAGCUGGAGGAAGAAGAGAAGCGCCUGGCCAAGAUGAUGGAGGUAGAGAGGAAAAAGGCUGAUGAGAUGCAGGAGGAACUGGAGCGCAGGAGGAAGCAGGAGUUGAUCAGAGGGAGGCAGGAGCUUGUAAAGCAGAUGGAGCAGAAUGCGGAGGAGCGGGCUCUGAGAGCCGAGCAACGGGACCAGGAGGCACAGGAGCUGCUGGAGUACCUGGAGCAGCUGAAGAUGGAGGACCUGAAGGACUUGGAACGGAAACAGGAGCAACAGAAGAAGGUCCAGGCUGAGAUUAAACACAUCAAUGAUGAGAACCAGAGGUGCAAGGAGGAGCAGCGGGAGCAGGAGAGAAUGGCAGAUGAGCAGGUGCUCGAGUACCAGAGGCAGAAAAUGGAGCGUGAGGCUGAGUUCGAAGCUGAGCAGGAGAGAAUCCGUCGGGAGAAGGAGAAGGAGAUGGCACGCUUGAGAGCCAUGCAAGAGAGGGCCCGGGACCACCAGGCAGAGCAGGACGCACUGAGGGCCAAGCGCAGCCAAGAGGCUGCUGAGCGAGAGUGGCGGCGCAAGGAGAAGGAGGAGGUGCAGAGGAAGGCCGAGAUGGAGCAGAUGCUGAAGCGGAGCCGCCUGGAGCAGAUUGCCCAGCGGGAGCACAGCAUGGCCGUGCAAGUGCAGCAGGACCGCCACGAGUUUGAGAGAAUUCUCAGGGCCCAGCGGGAGCAGAUGGAGAAGGAGAAGGCAGAGGAAGCGCGGAAGGCAGGUCUGCAGCUCGCCCAUGCUAAUGACGUCAGGCGCCAGAUGCGGGAGCAGCAGCAGCAGCUGGCGCAGGAGCGGGUCGCCGCCUUUGAGGAGUGCCAGCGGCUGGAGGAGGAGGCCCGCCAGCGCAGCCAGCGCAUUGCCCAGCUCAAGCAGCAGAAGAUGCAGGAGCUCAGAUCCUCCGGCAUCCCCGAGAAGUACUGCGCCCAAGUGGAGCGGAGGGCCCUGAGCUGAGCAAGCACAGCCCCUGGCCAGGCUCAGCCCCAUGAGGAGUGAAGCUCCGGUUCCCCAGCAACUUAGGGGUUUCCAUUAGGCUGAGUUUUCAAUGAACAGAGAUGUUUAUGGA
This is a messenger RNA of Harpia harpyja (harpy eagle), 2011 nucleotides long. It is a transcript of the gene CFAP45, whose product is annotated as cilia and flagella associated protein 45. The record is from RefSeq and is a predicted model, not a curated record. NCBI's taxonomy places the organism in Eukaryota, Metazoa, Chordata, Aves, Accipitriformes, Accipitridae. Bases 193 to 1899 code for a protein of 568 amino acids. The transcript has 11 exons.